GUCAUGCACUGCAUUCAAAAAUGACUGAAACGUGUUCUGGUUUGUGUCGUCGAGCAGCGGCGGCCUAAACUGUUUUAUAAAGUUAAAAUUAGCGUGUUUCUGUCUUUUUGAGCUGCAUAUAGACGCUCUAAUGGAUUUCUGCAGGAGCGAGAAAAAGCACUGCAAUGCCGCUUAUGGAGAUCCUGGAGCUCACAGGGCCUUUGGGCUGUUCACAGGAGCCAAACCGCAAAACGUUUUGAAACACAUCACAGAUGGUUCGGGCACAGCCUGCUCUCCGCUGGUUAGCAGAAUGCUGUUUGCUCCAGAGCAGCAGGAUCCUCUGGCUGCCAUGCCCAGCGUUGAUGAGCUCAAUCUGGGCCUGCUGUCUCUGAGCUUCCCCUGCUGGAACCAGCAGCCCUGGAGCCGCCCAGAGUCCCAGCGGCCGACCCAACCCUGCUCCCAAACGCCCGCGUUGGAUCUCUUGGGUGCUUCAGAAGGCGGUGAUUCGGGUCAGCUGCAUGCUUUCCAGGCCCACGAGUCUGCAUCUGGAAAUCCACUGGAGCACUUCUCAAGCCUGAUGGCGGCGCUCGAACCUCAUUCUCUGCUGCACUCGGGAUCCAGCAGCCCUGUCAACUCUGAGAACAGCGCGAUCUCGUCAGGAUCCGACCACCUGGUCUCUCUCAGAGUUUCUCCUCCGUUGCCCCUGAUGCUUCCCGGACUGCAGGCGGAGGGUGUGAAACUGGACACAGAUGCCUGUUUGGAGCAGAACCCCCUAAACACCUUCACGAAUGCUUCCAGUGCUCGGGCCGAGGGGUCAGUGGUUGGGUGCUGGUCCACAAGUCCUGUCUGGUCCGGCUGGGACACUUUGGGCUUGAACAAACCCACGUUCUGCAUCGAGAGAGAGGCGAAACUGCAUAAACAAGCUGCAGCCGUAAAUGAAGCCACUUACACCUGGGAAGGACGGCUUCCUCCACGCCACUACAAAAACCCUGUUUACUCCUGUAAAGUGUUUCUGGGAGGAGUGCCAUGGGACAUCACAGAGGCGAGUCUGUUGAACACAUUUAGUGUUUUUGGUCCAUUGAAAGUUGAGUGGCCUGGUAAAGAUGGUAAACAUCCACGCUGUCCUCCGCAAGGUUAUGUGUAUCUGCUGUUUGACUGGGAGAAGUCAGUGAAGACGCUCCUGCAGGCCUGUGCUCAGCACCGCCUGCAGUCUGACGAUUAUCUCGAGUUCUACGUCAAACUGUCCAGCAGGCGGAUCCACAGCAAAGAUGUGCAGGUCAUCCCAUGGGUGAUCUCAGACAGCAAUUUCAUCCGCUGUCCAUCCCAGCGUCUCUGCCGCAGUAAGACGGUGUUUGUGGGUGCUCUGCAUGGGAUGCUAAACGCAGAGGGUCUGGCCCACAUCAUGGACGAGCUCUUCGGAGGGGUCAUGUACGCAGGCAUCGACACAGACAAGCACAAAUAUCCCAUAGCAUUCUCUGGAUGUGUUGAGCAGCCAUCAACCUCUCAUGCGCAACCAGAAGGGCCUGAACCCCAAAUAAACCCACCGCUGCCGGCGUGGGGAAGAGUCCGGACUGAGUUCACUGUUUUGGGGAAGGAUGUUAGUGUGAGUCAAGAGCGACUCACUUGA
This is a messenger RNA of Sinocyclocheilus anshuiensis, 1606 nucleotides long. RefSeq names its product cytoplasmic polyadenylation element-binding protein 1-like. Bases 131 to 1606 code for a protein of 491 amino acids. Gene Ontology annotation, biological process: negative regulation of cytoplasmic translation. The record is from RefSeq and is a predicted model, not a curated record. NCBI's taxonomy places the organism in Eukaryota, Metazoa, Chordata, Actinopteri, Cypriniformes, Cyprinidae. Gene Ontology annotation, cellular component: nucleus; neuron projection; cytoplasm. The transcript has 10 exons. Gene Ontology annotation, molecular function: translation factor activity, RNA binding; ribosome binding; mRNA 3'-UTR binding.